AUGUCUAUACUCAUCACCGGAGCUGGUGGCUAUGUCGGCCAAGAAUUAGCCGCUGCCCUUCUCGCAAGCACUCCUGAUUCACAAACAAUCACAAUAACUGACGUGACUGAACCGACUAUUCCGGAAUCAGCCAGACAGUAUAUCAGUCGGUUGACCUGCGUUCGCGCCGAUCUGACCUCACCUAAGGAGGUCGAUGACUUGCUUGAUGCCUCUCACCCUUACGAGACCGUCUAUCUCCUCCAUGGAAUAAUGUCCAGUGGCGCCGAGGUCAAUUUUGAACUCGGAAUUUGUGUCAACCUCGACGCAACACGAUACAUCCUAGACCGACUACGUAUGACCAUACCGGGAGUAAAGGUGGUCUUCACAUCAUCAUUGGCAGUCUACGGCCCAGCACCACCAGGCUUCGUUAUCAACGAGACCAAUUUCCCAGCCGUACCAUCAUCUUCUUACGGGACCCAAAAGCUCAUGGUUGAGAGUCUGCUGAACGACUACUCCCGCCGCGGGUUCCUGGAUGGGCGCUGUGUGCGUCUACCAACGGUGACCGUUCGCGCAGGGAGACCCACGCAGGCUGCAAGUAGUUUUGCGAGUGAUAUAAUUCGUGAGCCAUUCCAUGGCAAGAAGGCAAUUCUGCCAGUUGGUAGAAAUACAUAUUUGUGGAUCUGUUCGCCGCAUACUGUUAUUAAGAACUUGAUCCAUGCGCGUAGCGUGCCCAAGGAAGCUUUCGGUGGGUCGCGAUCGGUCAAUCUUCCUGGGCUGAAGGUAAGUGUGCAGGAAAUGUUGGAUGCGUUGGAGGAAGUCGGUGGCAAGGAAAGACGGGCCCUGGUGGAAGAUAAAUAUGAUGCUGCUACCGACAAGAUUGUACAGUCGUGGACUCCUCAGUUUUCAACUGAUCGGGCCUUAGAGCUCGGUUUUUCGGCGGAUAUAUCCAUGGCGGAGAAUAUUAAGCAAUUUGCCAGACGAUUCGAAUAG
Penicillium taxi is the source of this 969-nucleotide messenger RNA. RefSeq names its product SDR family oxidoreductase. The record is from RefSeq and is a predicted model, not a curated record. Bases 1 to 969 code for a protein of 322 amino acids. The transcript has a single exon. NCBI's taxonomy places the organism in Eukaryota, Fungi, Ascomycota, Eurotiomycetes, Eurotiales, Aspergillaceae.